Bombus pyrosoma is the source of this 429-nucleotide messenger RNA. RefSeq lists its product as uncharacterized. Gene Ontology annotation, molecular function: protein heterodimerization activity. NCBI's taxonomy places the organism in Eukaryota, Metazoa, Arthropoda, Insecta, Hymenoptera, Apidae. The transcript is spliced from 3 exons. Bases 1 to 429 code for a protein of 142 amino acids. The record is from RefSeq and is a predicted model, not a curated record.
AUGCGUCGGAAGAAUCCACCUACACGGGACAGGAAUAAGCGCUCGAUAACAAAAAGGAAUACAAAUCAGGCGUAUAUCAUUUCAAGAAAGGCGGAGACCAUUCUUUCGAUGGUCCUGGCAGAUAUACUCGAGGAAUCGUUGGAGGAUGCAAGGAACUUAGCGGUGACCGCUGGCAAGAGCAGCGUGACCCGCGAAGAAAUGGAAAAGUCGCUGAGGAAUCUUUGUCUUCGUUUGAGUACGGUGCCGGCACACAGCGCGAGAAUCGGCUCCUGGAACGACGACGAGGACAAGAGUAACAAGGGUCCUGUCGGCUCGUCCAAGGUUGUUUCAGAAGGUUCACGGCAUCGCUGCUGUACCUCAUCACGCUGUCACGGGGACUGCAGUCACAAAAUAGUGACCAUCUAUCGCAAUCUACGUUUCCUUCGGUAA